Molecule: messenger RNA, 3549 nt
Organism: Guyanagaster necrorhizus
Lineage: Eukaryota; Fungi; Basidiomycota; Agaricomycetes; Agaricales; Physalacriaceae
Exons: 13
Coding region: 1-3549 (1182 amino acids)
Biological process (GO): phospholipid biosynthetic process
Molecular function (GO): phosphatidylserine decarboxylase activity; calcium ion binding
Source: RefSeq, a predicted model, not a curated record
AUGGCUCCCAAGGCAAUGAAGAUCAAGCGCGCGCUCAAGACUGCUGCGCGCUUUCCCGUGCGCGGUGCCGGCACUCUUGUCGGUGGAGGCCGUGGGAGUGGGCGCAAUACCCUUUCGCCCAUCUCAGGAGAGGACUCUAUUGUGAUCCUGAGGCUGCAGAUUUUCGGCUGCAAGGACAUGCUGGCCAAGGAUAAGAAUGGAGCUAGUGAUCCCUUCAUUGUCGUGUCUAUGUUGAACUCGCGAUUCCAGACUCCCGUGGCAAAGAAGACACUUCAGCCAAUAUAUGCGCCCAAGGAUGCAACUUUUGACUUCCCCAUCUAUCUCUCACUGGCCGACAGGUUGGGGGUCUUGGAAUUGGUGGCAUGGGAUAAGGACAUGUUGAUGAAGAAGGACUACAUGGGCGAAGUGGCAUUGCCCUUGGAGGACUGGUUCUCGAAUGGGAGGACGUACGGCUUUGACGAGCCAGGUAACAAGGCGUUCUCAUUAAACCUUGUUUCGACAAGAGAUGGAAUGAAAGCCGCCGGGUCCGUGCAAGUUAAACUUGGCUUCGUCUCGCCACCCAAAACACAGAACCUUCUUGAGUUUGACGAGAUCUUCUCAGAACUCAUCAGACGAUCUCGGCCUUCUUUGGUUUCUGCACCACCAACGGAAGGUGUUGGUACCGUGCGCUCCCACGCCGGCGUGGCUGACUAUGAAGAUGACGGUGGUAUCUCAUCGGAUUCUGACUCUGACUUUUCUGACGAUGAGGAGUUUGCCGAUGCUCUAGACGACAGUGAUCCCGUCCUAACGCCCACACCCAAUACCGCGCCUACAACCCCAGCAACUAGCUUCUCCACAGGUCCCACCUCGCCUUUUACCCCUACCAAUACACCUGCAUCUCAAGAGGCCGAAACUCGCCCCCUCCCUCCUCGGCUUGAUUUGACGCCGGCUACACCUGUUGGAUCGCCUAAAAGGUUUCCUUCACCAAAGAUUGCGACGCCUUCUCCCAGCUUCAUGAGAAUGAAAUUUUCACGACGAUCGACCUCGACGUCAAACCCUACCAGCGAAACUUCUGAUACGGGGACGCCUCCAGGGACACCAGGUACAGGUUUGGAGAAGGAGAAAAAGAAGCGCUUCAAAAGAAAUUGGGGCACAAGUUCUAGCAGCGCGCCGGGUACAAGCAGUGGUAGUGGUAACGAAGGCCCUGGUGGACGGAUGAAACGAAAGAAGCAGCCAUAUAGCUUCAGCGGUCGAAAUGACAUCGUGGGAAUCGUUAUGUUGGAGAUCAAGUCUGCCCAAGAUCUGCCAAAAUUGAAAAACAUCACCCGUACGGGGUGGGACAUGGACCCCUUUGUCGUCAUUUCAUUUGGCAAGAAAGUUUUUCGGACUCGUAUUAUUCGUCACUCUCUCAGCCCUGUUUGGGAUGAGAAGUUGCUCUUCCAUGUUAGGCGAUACGAGACAACUUUUAAAGUCCAGCUCACUAUCUUGGAUUGGGACAAACUUUCUUCCAAUGAUCACAUUGGAGAUGCCAGUUUCGACCUCAAGGAUUUGUUGGAUAACGUACCUCAGGCCGAUGAAGAGACUGGGCUAUACCCUUUUACUGACGAGGAUCAAGCGAUGACAGACUUCAAGCUGCCUUUGACGACUGGAAAAGAUAUGCCUUGGGAAGCCAAACAUGCCCCAGUUAUAUCUCUUCGCGCCAUGUACCAGCCAUAUGCCGCUCUUCGUCAACGUUUCUGGCGACAGUUCCUCAAGCAAUACGAUACUGAUGACACGGGAUCGCUAUCUCACAUUGAGAUUAUCUCGAUGCUGGAUUCUCUCGGUUCGACUCUUACACGCUUGACCGUCAAUUCGUUUUGGACUCGUUUCAACAAGAACUCUCAUACGGAUGAGUUAACCAUUGCCGAAGCCAUCCAGUGUUUGGAAGCGGAAUUAGGUCGACCUGAUAGUGAAAAGAAGAGGUUGGACACAGAUGACGCCCUUCUUGACAGCAGCGUUAGUGCAACGCCCAUGAUCAUGAUAUCGGAUAGGGAAGGUAAUGAACUACCACUGGACCGUCUUGACUUUUCAGGGCCCCCAGUGAGCAUGUCAAUGGUUCCGGAAACUAGCGAUGCGGUCGGUGGUGCGGAAAUGAAUGCACAGCCAGUUGCUUCAGGGUCAUACACGACUGAACCUGCGCAACAAAGUCUUAUGCAGGCUACGCCUGCGGGUGAAAGCGCCGACCCUAUCGUCGGAAUGGCUAUACAGGGCUCUUAUUCAUCUUCUGAACCUGAAGACGAGUCUUCCGGCACCGGGUCUCCAGAACCGGAGACCGUUCCAGCUACGAAGAGAUCCAAAUUCAGGAGAGCGACGGAAUCCAAAGCAAAGGCUGGGUCUACAUUGUCCGCCUCUAGCUCCUCAGGCUCCGAAACAUCGCUCGAACGUGUCAUCAAUGUCAAGAAUUGCCCAUUGUGCCACCGUCCCAGGCUCAAUUCGAAGGCGGAAGUUGACAUCAUUACCCACCUCGCCGUCUGCGCCAGCCAGGAUUGGAACAAAGUUGAUCGCAUUGUCGUCGGCAACUUCGUAACUGCCAGCCAGGCUCAGCGGAAAUGGUACACUAAGAUCAUCGGCAAGAUUUCGAGUGGUGACUACAAGCUCGGCGCUAACUCCGCCAAUAUCAUUGUUCAAAACAGGAUGACGGGUCAGUUAGAAGAGGAGAAGAUGCAAGUAUACGUAAGGCUAGGCAUUCGAUUGUUAUACAAGGGGGCCAAAGGUCGAAUGGAAGGAAACGGAGCACGUCGUCUAUUAAAAUCCUUAUCGAUCAAACAAGGAAUCAAGUACGACGCGCCUGAAUCUGCCCGCGACAUUCCUACUUUCAUUGAAUUCCAUGGACUCAAGGUGGAUGAGAUUCUGGAUUCCCUGGAUUCUUUCAAAUCCUUCAACGAAUUUUUCUACAGGAAAUUGAAACCUUCUGCAAGGCCUAUCGAGAAACCUAAUGACCCUUAUCGGCUUGUCAGUGCAGCCGACUGUCGUUUCAUGGCGUUUGAAACCGUCAGCGAAGCGACUCGUCUGUGGAUCAAAGGUCGUGAAUUCACUGUUUCUCGACUAUUGGGCGACGCGUAUAAGGACCAAGCCGAUCGAUACAAUGGUGGUGCUUUGGCUAUAUUCCGACUAGCGCCUCAGGACUAUCACCGAUUCCACUCACCUGUUGAGGGUACGAUUGGACCCAUGAAGUACAUUCCCGGCGAAUACUAUACAGUCAAUCCUCAAGCGAUCAGAACGGCUCUGGACGUUUACGGAGAAAAUGCGCGUAAGAUCGUUCCCAUCGAUAGCCCUCAUUUCGGGCGUGUGAUGGCUGUUUGUGUUGGUGCUAUGAUGGUUGGCACUAUCAGGACAACUGUGAACGAAGGUGAUUAUGUUCAACGGGGCCAAGAAUUUGGGUAUUUUGCUUUCGGUGGAUCAACGAUUGUUGUACUAUUUGAAAAGGGUACAGUGGAAUGGGAUGAAGAUCUGUUAAUUAACGGUCGUGCCGCCCUUGAAACUCUUGUCCGUGUUGGGAUGGGCAUCGGCACAGGUGUCAAGAGGGGAUAG